Messenger RNA from Python bivittatus (Burmese python), 1021 nucleotides. NCBI's taxonomy places the organism in Eukaryota, Metazoa, Chordata, Lepidosauria, Squamata, Pythonidae. The record is from RefSeq and is a predicted model, not a curated record.
GCAAUUGGUGGGAAUCCAGGUCUUCAAGAAAGUUUUUCUAGCGAGGUUGCGUACAGUACAAACUGGGCUUUUGGGUGCGAGGCUGCUAAUCGAGAUUUCGCUCAGAGGCAUCCAGCCAUGUGGGCUGGGCUGGGACUGGUCCUGAUCCUCUGUCUCCUCCCAGGGGGAGGAACAGAGCAUUGGGGCCACUGUAAAGGACCUCCAGAAUGGAGUAUCGGGGAGGAAAACCCCAUGCUGAACUCAGUGGGAUCAGUGACGGUGGUUGCUCUACUCCAAGCUAGCUGAUACACCUGUCUUUUGCAGGCUUCUAGACUUGAAGACCUGCAACUGAAGCUGGCAAGUGAUGGAUUGGUCAAUGUCUCCUUCAUGGUGGUCAAUCACCAAGGGUACCAUUCUCAGCUGAAGUAUCCAUAUCUAAGAGAAAAGGUUUCAGAAGACAUUCCUGUAUACCAGCAGGAUCUAAUGCAACCUGAUGUCUGGAUGACUUUAAAAGGCAAAAAAGAUGACUUCCUGAUUUAUGACAGGUGUGGUCGUCUUGUUUAUCACCUUGGCUUACCUUAUACUUUUCUGAGUUUUCCAUAUGUGGAGAAAGCCAUUCAAGUCACCUAUUGUGAAGCCACCUGUGGAAACUGCUCAUACACGACACCUGAAAUUGAAGAAAUAUGUCAAGGAAUCUCAGGGAAUCCAGAAGAAAAGCAAACGGAGGCAGCUUCUCCUGCCUCACAGUUGUCUCCCGGUGACCAUCAUCAUCAUCAGAGACAUCGUCACAAAAAAGGGGGUCAUCGACAUCAGUCAGCACAGCACCGUGAGCAUGAGAGCAGAGUCUCGGAGAGGGUCCGGGUGGAUAGCCAGGGUCCUGCAGAAACUGCCCCUCUGCCAGCAGCUAUAGAGGCUCCUUUGCCAGGGGACAGGCUCUGACGAAAAAGGAUUGGCAACUGCAAGCGACAGUUGAGCUGAAACUGGCAGCACUUGGCAGGGCCUGUCUCCAGUAGCUGAUGCUGACACUGCCGACACUUGCUGU